AUGGCCGGACACGAGUCGAGCGGAUCGACGAUGGACAUAUCGCAAUUGGAAAAGAGCUUCCCAGCGCCACCCGAAUCAAGCCACGGCGAUCGCAAGUCUCUACCCGAGCUUCCAUUAUUAGCAGAGAUCCAAAGCUUCAGCCAGAUCGAGAGCCCGGCAUCCAGCGAUGAUCUCUCAACAUCGACGCCCAGCAGCAGCGGUAGCAGCAGUAGUAGCAUGAUAAUGUCGCCGUCACUGAAAAUUCCGGAGGACAAGGAACUGCCGCCGCCGUUUGGGAUACAGUUGAAGAAGGUGCAUCCGCCGAGUCCGAUAUCCAAGGAGGCGCCAAGGCCCAUGACAGCUUCUACGAGGCGGCUGUCGUUCUCGAGCAUACCGGAGCCGAAGCGGAGGAUCAGGUAUGGCACGGGCAAGUACGCAGGUGUCGAGUUGUCGCCGCAGCCGAGUGAUAACCCGGAAGACCCGCUGAACUGGCCGAUGUGGAAGAAGCACAUGAAUUUCCUCACGCUGCUCUCGAUGGUUGCGCUCGUCGGGGCGAUGAAGACGGCGUUUGUGACCGUGAACAGCUUCGUCGCCAUCGACGAGGGCGUCUCGUACACGGCGGCAGUCGGUCUGACUGCUGUUCCCUUGAUGGUCUCCGCGCUCACGGGCAUGACGAGUACGAUUGUCGCAAAGAUCUGGGGUAAAAGACCGAUCUACCUGGUCUCCUCGAUACUGAUCUUCGCCGGCGCCGUCUGGAACAUUAUGGUGAGGGGCGACCUGGCCCAGAACAUGGGCGCGAGGGUGUUGCAGGGCUUGGGAUGGGGUGCUUUCGACACUUUGGUCGUGGCGUCAAUUCGUGACACUUACUUCGAACAUGAGCGGCAGUCUUACACUCUGAUCUACCACGCCGUAUCGGUCGGCACGACCUGGGGCUCGCCAUUACUCGGCGGCGUUGCUUCGAAUGGUCCGAUGGGCUUCGCCCUGCAGUUUGAGAUCGUUACCUGCUUUCUGGUGGUGCUGACCCCACUGCUCGUCCUCGCUGUGCCCGAGACCAGCUUCGCUCGCUCAAGUUUCAGCUUAGCAUCACCUACUAUUACCCGAUCGCAGUCCCUCGGCCCCAAGUCUGCCUUUUCAAAAGAUGCCGUCGUGGGGUACCUCAGCAACAUAAAGCUGUUAUCGUACAAGGCGCAGCAAGUCGACUCGGCUCUACUCACGCAGGCACCACGAGCCAUGCUCGCACCAUCGACACUGCUCCUCUUUGCGGUAACUCUCCUCCCCUACGUCGGACUCUGGAGCCUAACGAGCUCGCUCUCCCUGCUCUUCUCGCCCAUGCCCUUCAUGUUCUCCGAGGCAUCCACGGGCGCCCUCAUGACCGGCCCAUUCAUACUAGCGACCGCCGUAGCGAUAGCGUCGUCCCUCCCGUUUUUCCAGGGGAGCUUCACGCCCACCGUCCACUACACCCUCCUCGCCACCGGCACGGCCUUCGCCGCCGUCGGCAUCUUCGGCUUCGGCCUGUAUCUCGAGGGCAGCAUGCAGAUGCCGACCGACGGCUCCGGCCAGCCCAACAGCACGCCGUACGGCCUGUCGUUCAUGGGCGCGCGCCUCAGCUUCCCCAUCGUCUCGCUCUUGCUGGGAUUCCUCGCGGCCGGGUCGCUGGCUCUGGACGCGUGCAUUCAACCUGUCAUCCAGCGCUCGACGAACUUCACAUCUGCUGACGUGGAAGUUGGCCUGCGCAACGCGGCUGAUAUGCAGGCUGGACUGAUGUGUAUGCGCAAUUUGGUUGCCGGCGCUUUCAUCCUUGGUGUUCCGAACAUGGUCUGGGAGUGGGAAGGCCUCAAAGCCGUCGCGGUCGGCAUGGGCGCGGCGCAGCUGUUCGUCGCUGCUGCUGCCUGCGGCGUGUGGUGGUCCUGGGACGAGAACGUCAAGCGUCUUGAUGGGCGCGUGAUGCGACUUGUAGAUCUGUUGGGCCUGAAGAAGCAGGGGAGCUUCUUUGAUAUGGACUAG
This is a messenger RNA of Anthostomella pinea, 1983 nucleotides long. NCBI's taxonomy places the organism in Eukaryota, Fungi, Ascomycota, Sordariomycetes, Xylariales, Xylariaceae. The record is from the annotation of a GenBank genome assembly.